Messenger RNA from Microtus oregoni (creeping vole), 1611 nucleotides. It is a transcript of the gene Cdc37l1, whose product is annotated as cell division cycle 37 like 1. Gene Ontology annotation, molecular function: protein-folding chaperone binding; heat shock protein binding. The record is from RefSeq and is a predicted model, not a curated record. Bases 171 to 1178 code for a protein of 335 amino acids. Gene Ontology annotation, cellular component: cytoplasm. Lineage: Eukaryota; Metazoa; Chordata; Mammalia; Rodentia; Cricetidae. Gene Ontology annotation, biological process: protein folding; protein stabilization. The transcript is spliced from 7 exons.
GUCGGCCGGCGGCACGGCCCAGGCCUUCUCCCGGCGUGCGUCGGCUCUGCCGGCGGCAGAGGAAUUCUGGGUAACGACCGUGGCCAGCCGGGCGGCUGGCUCCGCCCAGCAGGUUCUACUCACGCCGGAGCAGUUGGCGGUGGCGGUUGUCGGGCCCGGAGCAGCGGGACAUGGAGCAGCCGUGGCCGCCGCCGGGCCCCUGGAGCUUCCCGAGGACUGACGGGCAGGCCGAGGAGGAGAGCGACUUGGACGUGUCCCCCUCUUCGUCCCACUACCCGCCGGUGCCUGGCGGCGGCGCCCAGAUGUAUAGCGAUGGGAUUGAGCUGGCUUGCCAAAGGCAGAAAGAAUUUGUGAAGAGCUCUGUGGCGUGCAAAUGGAAUCUUGCUGAAGCCCAGCAGAAACUUGGCAGCUUAGCACUGCAUAACUCUGAGUCCUUGGAUCAGGAACAUGCCAAAGCACAGACCGCAGUGUCAGAACUGAGACAGCGAGAAGAAGAAUGGCGACAGAAAGAGGAGGCUCUGGUCCAAAGAGAGAGGAUGUGUCUGUGGAACAUGGAUGCCAUUAGCAAAGAUGUUUUUAAUAAGAGUUUUAUUAAUCAAGAUAAAAGAAAAACAGAAGAUGAAGAUAAAUCGCAAUCAUUUAUGCAGAAAUAUGAGCAAAAAAUUCGACAUUUUGGUAUGUUGAGUCGGUGGGACGAUAGUCAGAGAUUUCUGUCUGACCACCCAUACCUUGUAUGCGAAGAAACUGCUAAAUAUCUUAUUUUAUGGUGUUUUCACCUGGAAGCUGAGCAGAAAGGUGCUUUAAUGGAACAAAUAGCACAUCAAGCAGUGGUAAUGCAGUUUAUCAUGGAAAUGGCCAAAAACUGUAAUGUGGAUCCAAGAGGCUGUUUUCGUUUGUUUUUCCAGAAAGCCAAAGCAGAGGAAGAAGGUUAUUUUGAAGCAUUCAAAAAUGAACUUGAAGCUUUCAAGUCAAGAGUAAGACUUUAUGCCCAAUCACAGAGCUUUCAAUCUGUGACAGUUCCGAAUCAUGUUCCCCAUUCUAGUGUUGGAUGCAUAGGCUCCUUAGACUCCUUAUCACAGAAUCCAGAUUAUCUUCAGUGUUCUGUGAGCACAGCCCUCUGCAGUUUAAACUCAGAGGCACAGAAAGAAGACGAGGACAGAAUGAUGGACACUGUGUGAUUCAGUUAGGACUGCUGAGGCCAAGGACUAUUUUGUUACAAGAAGGAAGAGCUUGGCUAUUUUCUUGACACUUUUAUGGGUGCUGCACUUUAUUUUGUUCAAUUUUUGAUGGGAGGGAAAAGAGUACUGAAAUGUUUUGCGACUUUUUUUAUGUGCUGCUAGGGUUUUUGUUGUUUUGUUUUGUUUCUGAAGGGAGGAGCGGUACCAUAUGUUGCAGGAAGUCAAACUGGACUCUUCCCCCACCCCUCAGUUACUAAAUUUGCCUUUAACUGUUGUUAAUUUUGGAAUCAAAGUAUGAAAAUCUGCACAAUGCAAUGUUUACAAGACUGGUUGACCGAGGAGGCAUCUGCUACAGAGUUGUAACGCGGAUACGUACAUGUCCCGUUUCACGGAGAGAAUUAAAGAGAACAGUGUGCUUGUGUCCCACUGCAAA